Messenger RNA from Ilyonectria robusta, 483 nucleotides. RefSeq lists its product as uncharacterized. The coding region runs from base 1 to 483 and encodes 160 amino acids. NCBI's taxonomy places the organism in Eukaryota, Fungi, Ascomycota, Sordariomycetes, Hypocreales, Nectriaceae. The record is from RefSeq and is a predicted model, not a curated record. The transcript is spliced from 2 exons.
AUGCAAUUGUUACCUGACGAGGAUCAUGAAAUGCGCCUCAAUGGUGAUCAACAGAAUAGCUCGACAUUCGCCCAGAUGCAUUUUGGCCGUAAUUUGAACUGUCCCGAUCAGCUCACGAUACGAAGAAGAACGCAAGUUCCACAUGGGUUGCUUGAAAGUCAGGCAACCAAGGGCCAAUAUCCGAGUAGUGACUGGGGCAUACGCGUCAAGACGACAUUGACGGAAGUCGGGUCGGUGAAAGUGAAUGACAAACGCACCUUCAAGAAAGGACCGAGUGAGCAAUACAGCGUCGACUUACAUGACUCUCGAGGGGGCUCCGAGAGAGCUCACGCGACUCGAGACCAGAAAUGCCAUCAUCGCCGUGGCUCGGAUGGCACCGGAUGUCGGCAAUUAUGGUUAAAUCACGCUCUCCUGCACCGCGGGGGUUAUUAUGAUAAUGCCAUUUAUCUGAAUUUCUUGGCUCAUGGCAAUGCUGAAAUAUGA